Phialemonium atrogriseum is the source of this 1929-nucleotide messenger RNA. RefSeq names its product L-arabinitol 4-dehydrogenase. The coding region runs from base 1 to 1929 and encodes 642 amino acids. Gene Ontology annotation, molecular function: proton transmembrane transporter activity; L-iditol 2-dehydrogenase (NAD+) activity. The transcript has 6 exons. NCBI's taxonomy places the organism in Eukaryota, Fungi, Ascomycota, Sordariomycetes, Cephalothecales, Cephalothecaceae. Gene Ontology annotation, biological process: D-sorbitol catabolic process; proton motive force-driven ATP synthesis. The record is from RefSeq and is a predicted model, not a curated record.
AUGAGCCCUUCAGCCAUCAACAGCGCGGCGUCGGCGGUGUCGGCGCCGAAAGCCUCGAAAGCCAACAUCGGCGUGUUUACAAACCCCAACCAUGAUCUGUGGAUAAGCGAUACCGGGCCGACACUGGAGAGUGUGCAGAAGGGAGAGGGGCUGAAGGAGGGACAGGUCACAAUCGCCAUCAGGAGCACGGGCAUCUGCGGGUCCGACGUGCACUUCUGGAAGCACGGCUGCAUCGGCCCCAUGAUAGUCGACGGCGACCACGUUCUCGGCCACGAAUCGGCGGGCGAGGUCAUCGCGGUACACCCGAGCGUGACCGCCCUCCAGGUCGGAGACCGCGUCGCCAUCGAGCCCCAGGUGAUCUGCAACGCCUGCGAACCCUGCCUUACCGGGCGCUACAACGGCUGCGAGCGCGUCGACUUCCUGUCGACGCCACCCGUGACAGGCCUGCUGCGGCGCUAUGUCAACCAUCCGGCGAUCUGGUGCCACAAGAUCGGGAACAUGUCGUUCGAGAACGGCGCCUUGCUCGAGCCGUUGUCGGUCUCUCUGGCCGGCCUGCAGAGGGCUGGGCUGCGACUGGGCGACCCGGUGCUCGUCUGCGGGGCUGGUCCCAUCGGCCUGAUCACCAUGCUCUGCUGCCAGGCUGCAGGCGCCUGCCCCCUCGUGAUCACGGAUAUCGACGAGGGCCGGCUGAAGUUCGCCAAGGAGGUCUGCCCAUCGGUUAUCACCCACAAGGUCGAGCGCCAGUCGGCUGAAGACUCAGCCAAGGCCAUUGUGGCCGCGUUUGGAGGGCUGGAGCCGACGCUGGCCAUCGAGUGCACGGGAGUCGAGAGCAGCAUCGCCGCCGCGAUCUGGGCGGUCAAGUUUGGUGGCAAGGUGUUCAUCAUCGGAGUGGGCAAGAACGAGAUCCAAAUCCCCUUCAUGCGCGCCAGCACCCGCGAGGUCGAUCUCCAGUUCCAGUAUCGGUAUAGCAACACCUGGCCUCGGGCUAUCCGCCUGGUUGAGAACGGGGUCGUGGAUCUUUCGAAGCUCGUAACCCAUCGUUUCCCCCUCGAGGACGCGAUCAAGGCUUUCGGCACAGCGUCGGAUCCGAGCACAGGAGCCAUCAAGCUGCCAGCAAGCUCCCCAAGCUCGAAUUGGCGCCAUCUCAUUGGCUUCAAUCCCCUGCUCGCCCCUGCCCACAGCUCGGUUAGCGGGCAAGCCGCGAGAUCUUCCGAGCUUGUCCCAUCGGUAACACCAUUUUUUUUUCUCCCUCAGACCGUCAAUCAUACCUACUACCUUAACGCAAACCUCCGCAACCCCCGAUCUCGCAACCCCCAUCCGCCCGCCGGCGACAUGGGCCGCCGCAUCGCCGCGCGGCGCCUCGAAUCGACAUCGACCAAGGCGGCCAGCGAGGGCGCCAAGGAAGCCGCCUCCAAGGCCGCGUCGACGGCCUCCGAGUACAGCUCCAAGGCCGCCCAGGGCCUGUCGCGCGUCACGUCCGCCGCAGGGCCCGCCAUCCUCGGCGCCGCCAGGGGGGUCACCGGCGCGCUGGGUCGCGUUGGUGGCCGGACGGGCCGCCUGGUCGCCUUUGCUGAGCGCCAGGUCCCGUUCGUUGUUUACUACUCCAAGGUCGGCCUUGAGGUGGCCAAGCUGGUCUUCCAGGGCCAGAAGAUGACACCACCCUCCGCCUCUACCUUCCAGGUAUACUUCCAAAACGUAUGGAAGCAAGUGCGGAACCCCGGCUCCCUCUUCCAGACCGCCCAGAAGACCACGGCGCAAGCGACCUCGCAACCAGCUUCGGUCCUGCAGCAGGCGCGAAAUCUGUCCAGUGCCCAGCUCCUCGCUGGCGGAGUCAUCCUCGCCGAGUGCCUCGGCUUCUUCACGGUUGGAGAGAUGAUUGGCAGAUUCAAGAUCGUCGGCUACCACGGCGAGACUAGUGCUCACCACUGA